Messenger RNA from Penicillium bovifimosum, 1104 nucleotides. RefSeq names its product HNH endonuclease signature motif containing protein. The record is from RefSeq and is a predicted model, not a curated record. The transcript has 3 exons. The coding region runs from base 1 to 1104 and encodes 367 amino acids. Lineage: Eukaryota; Fungi; Ascomycota; Eurotiomycetes; Eurotiales; Aspergillaceae.
AUGUGGCGCGUACCCAACGAGCUAUACGUCGAGCCGCAGCAAGAGCACCCCUGCCCACAGCACCCCCCACCCACAGUACCCCGCGGACUGUCAACACUCUCCACAGACACUGCGGACCCACUGCCCAGCUUAGAGAAAGACGCCCGGGCCAAGAUCCAGGGUUAUAAAAAUCAGUCUCUUCGCUACGAUACGCUGUUGAAAAGCGGCUUGAAUGCAUUUCUCACGUGGCUACCAGAGGCCGGCAGAACCUCACUUGCGAGGGAUGUGAUUGAGACAAGCUCCGACCGACAGCUAUACGAUGUUUUCCUGAAUCUUUUCACCGGACUUGCUGCACCGAUGAAAUCCCGAUCAAAAACACCCUCUGUUGUGGAAAGUCCUCAUUCAAAGCGCCAGGAGCACGUCGAUACAGUUGCCUCCACCCUCGAUCAACCGGAAAGGCGUGACCCUUCGUUCGCGGCACAGCUCCAACUGCGGGACAAUUAUCGCUGUGUGAUAACGGGUCAACUGAACACCGAUCGAUGGGAGCACGAAGGGGAACCAGAAAACGUUUUCUAUGGCCCGACUGAGGGGACUCACAUAAUACCUUUUGCGUUUGCCUCUUGGCAAGGAGUGUCCGGAGCGCCAAGAGAUAUAUCAAGCACCUGGACUGUACUGUAUAAGUGUUUCCCUACGCUACGCCAAAAUCUUUCAGUGGAGGAGAUCAACACUCUUCGCAAUGGGAUCACUCUUCGAGACUCGGUGCAUACCCAGUUUGGCAAAUUCACAAUUGCCUUGAAGCCUACCGGCAUCAAAAAUGAGUACGAGGUGAAGACAUACAAGCGCUAUCCCCCCGCUGACAUCGCCGCCAUUCCCUCCGAUCGGCGCGUCCGAUUUGUGCCAAACACAGAGUAUGAGAUUCCAAGCCCCGCAAUUCUCGAUGCGCAUUGGAGAAUGUGCGAAAUUUUCAAUGCAUCUGCUAUGGGAGAGACCAUUGAACGACACAUUCAGGACUGGGAAGAGUUGAGAGGCUCUGGGUGCGCUGUUGUGAGAGAGGACGGCUCGACCGAUCUCGCUAGUCUGCUGGAUAUCGCGCUAUGGGGAGAAACCUUUUAUUACACAACAUAA